AAUAUCGUUGACGAUCACGUUAAUUAAUUGUGGCAAGCCAUAAUUGUGAUCAAGAGUAAUAUUUGAUCAAUAAUACAGCCCUACCCUAUACUAUGUAUUAUUUAAUGAGUUACUUCUUUAGACAUGAACGAGGAGGUUUUGGCUGUAACGAAGAAUAAAGACUCCUCCCUCACUAAGAAACUGCAACACGCAGUCUUACUCUCAGCAGGAAAUAUUUGCAGAGAUAAACAAGUCUUCUUUUCUCAUCUGUUUUACGAUAAUUUUACACCAACCAUGGACAAACCUUUAAGGGAUUCAAAACCACAGAAAGAAACUCUUUUUGAAUCUUGGGUUUACAGGAUUCCUGCUCUUUUGUUCGAGAGAGAAAGUAAAACUCUUCUAGCCUUUGCAGAGCAGAGGAGGUCUGAAGACGAUAGCAAUGCAAAAAACUUGGUUGUGAAAAAAGGAAAACUGAAGAAGGAUAAAAUCUCUGAUGUGAGGACGAUUGAGUGGUCAGACUUCAAACCAUUGAAUAAGGCACGUUUUGAAGGUCACCGUUCUAUGAACCCCUGCCCGGUCUAUGACAAAACCCAAAAAACACUUUUCCUGUUUUUCAUCUGUGUUGAGGGUACUGUCUCUGAGGGCUGGCAGAGGAAACAUUACACCAACAAGGCCCAUCUCUGCUACAUCACAAGCAAGGAUCUUGGAGAAACCUGGAGCAGAUUGACUGAUUUGACUGACCAACUGGGUGAAAUAAAAACCUGGGCCACAUUUGCUGUUGGGCCAGGCCAUGGUCUUCAAACAGAGAGUGGUAGAUUGAUUGUUCCAACUUAUGCUUAUACUUCUUCCUGCAGCUCAUGUCUCUCCUGUGACAAGUGCAAGUGCAAUGCUCCAUAUGCCCUUCCCCUGUAUAGUGAUGAUUCUGGUCAAACAUGGAAGUUUGGAAAAAUGCUUCAAAAGGAGUCAAUUGAGUGUGAAAUGGCAGAGUUUUUUGAUGAUAAAGACAAGAGUUUCAUCUACUGCAAUGCUCGUACAAGGGGAGGCCACCGUGAAGAAGCUGUCAGUGAAAGUACAGGAAAAGAUUUUUCUAUUCUGAGCAGUGCUGAAAAACUUGUGGAAACAGGUUCAGGUUGUCAGGGAAGUGUCGUUUCCUUUCCAGCUCAAAAUGAAGGUGCAGGUGACGAUCCAAGCCAGAACAAAAACAAGUGGCUGCUCUUCACCCACCCAAGUGAUAAAUCCAAAAGGACUAAGUUAGGAGUGUAUCUGAAUAAAUCCCCAGGUGAUCCAAAUGCAUGGAGCAAACCCUGGAUCAUCAACGAAGGACCCAGUGGUUACUCAGACCUGGCUUACAUUGGUGAUGGCUGGUUUGUAUGUCUAAUGGAGUGUGGGGAGAAGAAAGAAACUGAGCAGAUAGCCUCUGUAGUUUUUAGCUACAACAAAGUCAACCAGGGCAUUGGAGAGUAAACAAAUGUGAAAUCAUUGCCUUUAACUGAGGUGAAGCCUUCUCUCUAUGGUAAAUCCUUGUAUGGGACUAUUCACCUAAAAUGAUUAAGAGCUCUGGAAAUACACCCGACUUUAAGAUGCUGAGAUUAUAAAACCAACCUUGAAAAUGUAUGAUAAUAUGCUAAUGAUAAUGGGGGGGGGGGGUUCUUAACUACAGUAAAGUCAAAGAGAGCACUGUGAAGUUUAUUGUUUUUUCUGCAGAUAAACCACAAAUUAUGUUUUGUUUUCCUCAUAUGAGACAAAAGUAAAGUAACCUGUUGUGUUCUAUAAGUAAUGCUAUUGCACUGAAAUCCAAUUUACAACUACUAAAUAUAUGGAAAAUAACUCACAAUGAAAGUUACAAUUACUCACACUAUCCACUAAAAUGAUUGCUUUUGUUUGAUUUGAUUUUAACUGUAAAAAAAACAUUAAUUAUGUGUUAUACUUUUCUAACAUUUUAUAUUUCUGAUGUUUAAACAAUGCUCUUUAAGUUGUUUAUUAAAUGUAAAAAAUUAAAAAUAAAGUUAAAGGAUUUUAACAAAUAAA
This is a messenger RNA of Dicentrarchus labrax (European seabass), 2007 nucleotides long. RefSeq names its product sialidase-3-like. The transcript has 2 exons. Gene Ontology annotation, cellular component: cytoplasm; membrane; lysosome. Lineage: Eukaryota; Metazoa; Chordata; Actinopteri; Moronidae. The record is from RefSeq and is a predicted model, not a curated record. Gene Ontology annotation, molecular function: exo-alpha-sialidase activity. Gene Ontology annotation, biological process: oligosaccharide catabolic process; ganglioside catabolic process. Bases 124 to 1443 code for a protein of 439 amino acids.